Molecule: messenger RNA, 1086 nt
Organism: Hermetia illucens (black soldier fly)
Lineage: Eukaryota; Metazoa; Arthropoda; Insecta; Diptera; Stratiomyidae
Exons: 5
Coding region: 87-1013 (308 amino acids)
Source: RefSeq, a predicted model, not a curated record
UUGAGAUACGUUGCUUUUCACUGCAAUUUUUCAACCAAUUAAAAAUUUUUUAAAAAAAAUUCAAUUUUAUUGUUUAAAUUGUCACCAUGGUGCAGAUUCUGGUUCUUUUGUUCUUGCAGUCAACGUUAUUUUCUUCUGCUAUUACUUUUCAUUGCUUGAAACAUCAUCGAAAUAUUGACCGCUUCCAUUUAUUAAGAAAAUGCCAACGUUCACUACAAUCCAUUGUUGGCUUGAAUAACACCGAUAGUGCCAGAGAUUGUGGUCAAUUUACAAAGUCAGUUAAAGGAUUAGCUUUUAAUUAUAGGCCGAGUUUUCAGCGGUUUAAUUGCUUUGACACCAAACUUAGGUCAGAUUACACAGAGUGCAAAAUACUUCAUUCUUCAAAGAUUUGUCUACAAGAAAACAAAACUUCAUUUCCACGAAAACAAUCUCAUCGACACAUCUUAGACCAACCUGAACAGUAUUACAACUGCCUAGCACUAUCCUGCCCAGAAAUCGGCAAUCUGACAACUUUGGUGGGGGACAGUCACUUCAAUUACUACACAUUGUAUGCAAACCCUAUCCCAUCUCGAAAUAUAACUUGUAUACCAGAACUUGGACUUUUCGAAGUUCAUGACUCAUUAAGAAACUUUAGUGCAGCACUAACAGCCUGCAGUAAUGGAUCAGGAACCUCACUCGCUCAUGUAAUUUCUGAAGAUAGAACUAAUGGUUUCGCGGAUCUUAUGAGGGCGAAAUUCUCAAAUAAAAAGUUGAAGGUGCGCGCGGCAUAUGUGGGGCUAAAUUACUCAACACCAUCAAAGGAAUUCCAAACUACUAAAACGAAAGAAAACUUAUUGUGUUAUACCUACCGAGCUUGGGCGCCAGGAUAUCCAAGAAAUCAUGGACAUGACGGAUGUGUGGCUGUUACAACAAACAAUUCUUGGGUGACGACAGACUGCACCAAGCCGCUACCAUUUAUUUGUGAAAUUCAUCCCUCCGCACCGAUCAAUGAAGAACUAAAUUUUUUUCUUUAAAUCAAAAUCCAUAUAUUUUUAAGGUUUCUUGUUUGUCAAAUGAAAUUUUUUUUCAAUACUUAAGAUAGUUUAU